AUGAUGAAACAGCAUUCCCCUGGCACCCAACGAUUGCGCCGGUCAGCCCACUUUGUGCCUGGCGCCAACGAAAAGAUGCUGCAGAAGUCUAUUGCCAGCAAUGCCGACUGCCUCAUUCUUGAUCUUGAAGAUGCAGUUGUCCCCAAACAGAAAGACGCUGCCCGUCAGAUUGUCAGCCAAUGGCUGAAAGAGGCUGAUUUUGGCAAUAAAGAACGCACCGUGCGGAUGAACCCGUUAGAUACCCCCUGGGGCCUGCAGGAUCUUGCCGAAACCAUGGUAUGCCCACCGGAUGCUUACAUUGUUCCGAAAGUAUCCACGCUGGAAGAACUGAACACCAUCAGCGCAGAGCUCGAUCGCCUUGAAGCUCAGUACGGCCACCCCAACGGACAGGUUGGCCUGAUCCUGGUAUCUACCGAAACGCCACUGGGCGUUCUGAACCUACCGACUUUUACUGCAUGCCAGCGGGUUAUAGGGCUGACCUGGGGUGCUGAAGAUCUGUCCGCUGCCCUUGCAGCGCCUCGCAACAGGCGUCCGGACGGCAGUUAUCUGGACCUGUACACCCACUGCCGCAACAUCACAUUGCUCAGCGCCGCCGCCGGUGGCGUGCAACCGAUUGAUUCCGUGUUUGUCGACUUCAAUGACACUCAGGGACUUGCAGAGGAAUGUCAGGAAGCGGCAUGGAUGGGGUAUACGGGCAAAAUAACUAUCCAUCCUAAGCAGAUUGAUAUUGUGAAUCAGGCCUUUACACCAAGCGACGCGGAAGUUUCUGAGGCAGGCGAGCUUGUGGAGGCAUUUGGCCAGGCAGAACAGGAAGGGCUUAUGGCAAUCAGCUUCAAAGGAAAAGCAAUGUCGUUAACGCUCAACACAGAUCGCAUGCAGACACACAUCGAUAAUGGCGUGGGAUGGAUGGUGUUUAAUAACCCGGCCCGCCACAACGCCCUGUCGUUAGAAAUGUGGCAGGCCAUUGGCGAUAUUCUUGAAAACUAUGCUGCUGACGACAAUGUACGGGUUGUGGUCAUGCGCGGUGCCGGCGGUAAAGCUUUUGUUUCCGGCGCAGACAUCUCUGAAUUUGAAGAGAAACGUUCCAACGCAGAACAACAGGCCUCGUACAAUAAAAUUGCUGGUCGCGCGACCAAAUGGAUGAACAGCUUCGAAAAACCGCUGAUUGCGUUAAUCGAAGGGUAUUGUAUUGGCGGCGGGCUGGCCACUGCCCUUGCAGCAGACAUCCGCUUCGCGACCCCGGAUUCCACCUUUGGUAUUCCUGCGGCAAAGUUAGGCCUGGGUUAUGAAUAUCCCGGGCUGGCCAAGCUGUCACGCGUAGUGGGCCCCAGCCACGCAAGGGACAUCAUGUUUUCCGCUCGCUUCAUGCCCGCUGAGGAAGCAAAAGACAUGGGGCUCAUUAACUUCAUUGAAUCCCGCGACGCUAUCGAAUCCGCCUGCCUGAGCUACGCCCGGCGCAUUGCAGGCAAUGCGCCGCUAACGGUCAAAACCGCCAAAGCGGCCAUUGAUGUGUGGGAAUCCGGCAGCGAGCCAGAGGCUGUUGCACAGAUCGGUCAGAUGGUUGAGAUGUGUUUUAACAGCGAAGACUACGCCGAAGGCCGACGCGCCUUUCGGGAAAAGCGCAGUCCGACAUUCAAGGCGUGUUGCCUGGCGCAGCAGUUCAACGCCGCCUACUUCUAUCAGAUAGUCGGUAAACGCUGCGGUAUUUAG
Symbiodinium pilosum is the source of this 1710-nucleotide messenger RNA. The record is from the annotation of a GenBank genome assembly. Lineage: Eukaryota; Dinophyceae; Suessiales; Symbiodiniaceae.